UUUAUUUUUAUAUUAAAAUGAACAAGUGCCUGGUAUUUGCUUUAAUCGCUAUGACUUCUAUCAACGUUGUAGUUACUUCUACAACUACGAAUCCUGAGCCUAUAUGUAUACCUUGGCUUGGAAAAUGCCUACUUACCGAACAAUGCUGUCGUGAUUUAGUAUGCAUGAGAUAUUUGGCUAAAUGUAUUCCUGGUCAAAUUUGGAAUGAUAAUAGGCCUAUUGGAGAUGGUCCAUUCCCUCCAAAAAUUAAAACAUUAUUCAAUUAAUUCUUAACUCGAAAUAGAAGAUAAAAGUGCACAAUGUAUUUCAAACGAUUAUCCAAUGUUACUUUUGCGUUAAAUGUUUAAUCUUAUUCACAAUAUUCAUACUGUGUAUUUCUUACACACAAAUACGU
Molecule: messenger RNA, 394 nt
Organism: Camponotus floridanus (Florida carpenter ant)
Lineage: Eukaryota; Metazoa; Arthropoda; Insecta; Hymenoptera; Formicidae
Exons: 2
Coding region: 18-266 (82 amino acids)
Source: RefSeq, a predicted model, not a curated record